AUGGCCACGACGACGACACAGGGCGGAUACUCGUUCGCGCACGAGCACGAUCCGCGGUGGACGGCCGUCGACCAGUAUACCAACGGGCAUCUGCUGGGUCCGUCCCGGAACCCGUACCACGCGGCGCUGGAGUUCGCCCAGUCCAAUUCCCGCGCCAAGGGUCUCCCCGACAUCGCCGUCUUCCCGGCACAAGGGAAGCUGCUGUCGCUGCAGAUCCAAAUCACCGGCGCCAAAAACAUCCUGGAAGUCGGCACGCUGGGGGGCUACUCGGCCAUCUGGAUGGCCGCCGGGGCCGGGGCGGACGGCCGAGUGACCACGGUCGAAGUCAACCCGGAGACCAAGAAGGUGGCCGAGGAGAACAUUGCCCACGCCGGGCUGAGCGACCGAGUCACCGUCCUGCUCGGCCCGGGCGUCGAGGUCCUCCCGGCGCUGCUCAAGGAAGUCCAAGCCGGGAAGCGCCCGCCCUUUGACUUCGUCUUCAUCGACGCCGACAAGGAGAACAACCUGGCCUACUUUGAGUGGGCCCUGCAGAUGACCAAGCGCGGGACCUGCAUCUACGUCGACAACGUGGUCAGGCGUGGCCUGUUGGCCGACGAGGCCGCCAAGGAUGACCCGCGCGUCGCCGGGUCGAGGAGGCUCAUUGAAGCCGUGGGCAAAGAUGACAGAGUCGACGCGGUCGUCCUGCAGACCGUGGCGGAAAAGAACUAUGACGGGUUCAUGAUGGCCGUGGUCAAAUAG
Molecule: messenger RNA, 738 nt
Organism: Cladophialophora immunda
Lineage: Eukaryota; Fungi; Ascomycota; Eurotiomycetes; Chaetothyriales; Herpotrichiellaceae
Exons: 1
Coding region: 1-738 (245 amino acids)
Molecular function (GO): O-methyltransferase activity; S-adenosylmethionine-dependent methyltransferase activity
Source: RefSeq, a predicted model, not a curated record